Messenger RNA from Liolophura sinensis, 3494 nucleotides. RefSeq names its product phosphoenolpyruvate carboxykinase [GTP]-like. Gene Ontology annotation, cellular component: cytosol. Gene Ontology annotation, biological process: cellular response to glucose stimulus; response to lipid; oxaloacetate metabolic process. NCBI's taxonomy places the organism in Eukaryota, Metazoa, Mollusca, Polyplacophora, Chitonida, Chitonidae. The record is from RefSeq and is a predicted model, not a curated record. Gene Ontology annotation, molecular function: phosphoenolpyruvate carboxykinase (GTP) activity; manganese ion binding; GTP binding.
CAUUUCCUCCUGUUAUACCGCUAUAAAAGAGCGGGAAAUGUGCGAGUGCGGUGUCUGUCAAGGUUAUACCUCGUUAAAGCGCAGCUGAACAAGGACGCCAGACUGCAGCGACACUCGCCGGGAGAAGCAGCAUUAGGCAGAAUGGAGGUUGAUGAAGAUCAAGAUUUCUUCGAGAUCCACGAGGUACGGAUCAAACAUUUGGGAUCGGUGCCCAUUGCAAAAGGAGACUUCCAGCGAUUACCAAUAAAAGUGCAGAGGUUCAUUGCUCAGUCCGUGAAGCUGUGUCGGCCCCGUGGUAUUUAUAUCUGUGAUGGGUCGCACGAGGAGGCAGAGGAAGUCAUCCACAAGUUGCUGGAGAGAGGAACACUGAGUCGGCUAACCAAGUACAAUAACUGUUAUAUCUGCCGCACUGAUCCAGCAGAUGUGGCCAGGGUGGAGUCAAAGACCUGGAUUACCACCAAAGAGAAAUACGACACUGUCCCUCAUGUGAAGGAAGGAGUGAAGGGAAUCAUGGGCCAGUGGAUGUCUCCUGAAGACAUGGCCAAAGAGAUGGACAAGCGGUUCCCUGGCUGUAUGGCAGGUCGUAUGAUGUAUGUCAUCCCAUUCAGCAUGGGCCCCAUAGGCUCUCCUCUCAGUAAAAUCGGCGUCCAGCUGACGGACUCUAACUACGUGCUGCUGUGCAUGAGGAUAAUGACCCGUGUGUCACUUCAUGUGUGGGAGGCGCUCGGUAACGGGGAGUUCGUCCAGUGUCUUCAUUCCAUGGGAUGCCCCAGACCUCAUCAGUUCAAAGUAGUAAACCAUUGGCCAUGUAAUCCGGAGAAGAUCUUGAUUGCACUUCCAGAAGAGCGAAAGGUUGCCUCUUAUGGUAGCGGGUAUGGUGGGAAUUCCCUGCUCGGAAAAAAGUGCUUUGCUCUACGAAUUGCCAGUGCAAUUGCCAGAGAUGAAGGCUGGAUGGCAGAACACAUGUUGAUUAUGGGCAUCACAAAUAAGAAAGGGGAAGAGAAGUUUGUUGCUGCUGCAUUUCCCAGCGCCUGUGGCAAGACCAACCUAGCAAUGAUCCAAGCCACCUUACCCGAGUAUCAGGUCCGCUGUGUGGGUGAUGAUAUAGCCUGGAUGAAGUUUGAUGAGAAUGGCGUCCUCCAUGGCAUCAACCCAGAAGCAGGUUUCUUUGGCGUGGCACCAGGCACUAACUAUAAGACCAACCCCAAUGCCAUGAAGACAUUCCAGAGCAACUCCAUCUUCACUAAUGUGGCUGAGACAGCUGAUGGUGGCUUCUUCUGGGAAGGGAUGGAAGAUGAAGUGGACAAACAUAUUAGCAUCACAACAUGGCUUGGUGAAAAGUGGAGAAUUGGGGACCCAGGAUUGGCAGCCCACCCCAACUCUCGAUUUUGUGCCCCAGCUAGUCAAUGCCCCAUCAUUCACCCCAAGUGGGAGGAUCCUAAAGGGGUGCCAAUCAGUGCCAUCAUUUUUGGUGGGCGUCGACCAACAGGUGUGCCACUGGUGAUAGAAUCUAACAGCUGGGAGCAUGGAGUGAUGCUGGGAGCCUGUGUCAAGUCUGAGGCAACAGCUGCAGCAGAGUUCAAAGGGAAAAAGAUCAUGCAUGAUCCUAUGGCCAUGAGACCUUUCAUGGGUUACAACUUUGGCAAGUACCUGGAUCACUGGCUGGGCCUGAACAGACCUCCUCACAAGAUGCCAAAGAUCUUCCAUGUUAACUGGUUCCGCCUUGACGAGGAUGGUCAGUUCUUGUGGCCUGGAUUUGGUGAGAACAUCCGUGUGCUGGACUGGAUCCUGCGGCGCUGUGACGGCGAGGACAUCGCUGUCCCUUCUCCCAUAGGCCUCCUGCCUAAGAAGGGUUCAAUGAAGCUAGAUGGAUUGGAGAAGCCAGUUGACUGGGACACUCUCUUCAGUGUGCCCAAAGAUUACUGGCUGGAUGACAUCCAUGAGAGUAAGGCAUUCUUCCGUGAUCAGGUUGGCUGCGAUCUUCCCAAGGUCAUUGCAGAGGAACUGAGCAAACAGGAGGAGAGGAUCAAUAAAAUGUAAAAUUCAAAGCCAUCUGACACUUGACACGUUGAUGCCACACUGAUUGUCGAGGUCAUUUAAUGUCUGAGACCAGAUUUUAGCUCAUGUUAUAAGGACCUUGAAAAGUGAAAACAAACGACUGGAAUCACAAGAUUCCUGAAAGAUGAAAUAAAAAUAACUUAAUCAGUGUUGACUUCAGAUAUUGCAUUAUCAGCCUUUGUAAAUCAUACGCAACUUUUGACUCCACAUAAAAUCAGAUGUUGGCUGUUAGCAAAUUUCGCAUUUUUUAUGAAGUAGAGUGAGUGGAGUUUUACAAAACAGCUGUGGUUUUGUAUGUAUGUAUGUAUUUAUAUUGUAAUGUUUGGCAAAGCAUGUAUACAUGCCUGGUUACAAAAUCGUGAGGCAAUCUCAUUAUUACCGCCUACACAGUUGUAGAAGGUUUUGUUCAAACGGUGCCCAUGGCAGGUAUUACACCUGGGAUGUGUAUAAUACAUGUAUUUGUGGAAAGCACUCUUAGAUACUGCUACUUACAAAAUGGCAGCUGUUGGUGGAGUUGGCUACACUGUACGGAGCCAGAAUGAUCAUACUGAAAUUGAAUUUAUGAACAGUCAAUGGAUGAGUUUGUGCAGGGUUGAAAGUUGCUGACUGAUUAAGAUGGGUAGUGAUAAGUUGAGAAACCCCGAGUUAGAACUGGUACACCAGAAACUGCUCAGUCAAUGUUCCAUCUUGUGAUUGUCCACGUAUGUUAUCGUGAUUUGUCUUGUUAAUGUAGGUAGUAGUUUGUAGUUGAAAUAUAACAAUUAUGUUUUGGACUAGGCAUAAUUUACAGUCUCAGUAUUUCAUCACUGUACUUGUGUGUUGUGAAAGUACAGAGAGAUGUUUUAGUAUGGCUGGAUAUUGUCUUGUCAGCUGUAGGGUCAAGUAUUAACAUGAUGUCGUCUUUACUAAUACAUUUGAGAAAGAUCAUUGAAUGGGGUAUUUAGCAUGUUUACUCUUUGUUACAGUAUAAAAGUAGUACCAUUUCAGGGUUAGUUUUGUGUGAAAAUCAGCAAAAAUAUGACUGCACCUGUAUACCGAAUGAGUUUCUCUCACAGUACCAGCACUUCAUGCUGAAUUAAACUAUUUAACCAUUUUCUUUUGCUGCUAGUGCUCUUGUUUGUAAUAAUGUCAUGUUAGUUUACUGAUUAUUGAAAACUAUCAAUGUGUGUGAAUAGAAAAAAUUUUCCAUUUGGUUAGCAUUGUCACAUUUUCCCUGUCCUUUUUACAAUUUCAUCACUUGCGUAUUAUUUAUUUCUUAGGAGGCAAGUCUCUCUCCAAACCCACAUAGGGAUACCUAAGAAUUAUACCAAACAUGAACAAUGAAAGAGAGAGCGGCUGUACCAUCAAAACCGGCAUGUAAUAUGUGCUAUGUGAUGUUAAUGUCUUUUUUUUGUGAAGACUUUGGUGCAUAUUAAACCGUGGUAUACAAGACCAUG